Pimephales promelas (fathead minnow) is the source of this 3373-nucleotide messenger RNA. Its product is annotated as rho GTPase-activating protein 39. NCBI's taxonomy places the organism in Eukaryota, Metazoa, Chordata, Actinopteri, Cypriniformes, Leuciscidae. The record is from RefSeq and is a predicted model, not a curated record. Gene Ontology annotation, cellular component: cytoplasm; cytoskeleton. Gene Ontology annotation, molecular function: GTPase activator activity; protein binding. Gene Ontology annotation, biological process: signal transduction.
UUCACACACACACACACACAGGCACACACAUACACACACACACUGCGGCGGCGGCGGAGCCGCUCUCACCAUGACUGGCGUCCUGUGGAUUACUUUCACUGCGUGUUAAAGCGGGAACAAGAGGCACCAUGGCUGAGAGGUUAGAAUGGGUGGAAAUCAUCGAGCCGCGCACCCGGGAGCGCAUGUACGCUAACCUGCUCACGGGCGAGUGUGUUUGGGACGCCCCGCCGGGCGUGCGGAUCAAGCGCAGCGGACAGGACCAGUGGUGGGAGCUUUUCGACUCCAAAACGUCCCGAUUCUACUACUAUAACGCUUCGACCCAGUGCACCGUUUGGCACCGCCCACAAAGCUGUGACAUCAUCCCGCUCGCUAAGCUUCAGACGCUGAAGCAGAACACCAACAUGGCUCCGCCCGCGACCACGACCAGCGCCGACAGCAGCCCGGCCCGCAGCGCCGUCAGCACCACCUCAUCACAGGAGCACGAGGAGAAGACGUCCACCGCCGAGGAGGGAGAGAGAUUUCGAUGGGGCACUGGCACCAGAGAGAGGAUGCUCAUCAAGGUGUCGGAUCGGGAACCCAGUUUUCUGACGCAGGGGAACGGAUACUCCAGUUCUUCCCCGCGAUCCAGACUCUCGUCCAGCACCGCCCCAUCGGACCCCGAAGCCACGCCCCUUUCCCUGCAGGACCGGCCCACAUCACAGUCUCCAUUCCUGAAGAGGGCGGAGUUAAGCGGCACUCAACGCCGAUGCUCGGGCGAUUCCCAGCCUUCAUCCCCUCGCUACGCGUACGAGCCUCCUUUAUACGAGGAACCGCCCUCGGAUUACCAGUCCCCGCCUAUUUAUGAGGAACCGCCCACUGACAUGCACUGCGACCCCGCCUUUUUUGGUUCCGACAGAUCUCCGGCACGAAAACCAGGUCUUUAUCACUCGCCCAAACAAAGCCCGUCUCCUUACGGUCAACUUGUGUUGACGAGACAGCGCAGCUCAACGCCCGAGAAGACGUCUAACCAAGGCGAUCGGGACUACAGCUCAAGUGGGCGGGACUACAGCUCCAGUGGGCGGGAUUAUAGCUCAAGUGGGCGUGAUUAUAGCUCAAGUGGGCGGGAUUAUAACUCUAGUGGACGGGAGUAUAGCGCCGCUGGGCGGGAAUAUGUAAAACAACUCGUUUAUGUUGAGCAAUCUGGCUCCUCCCCUCGAUUUCGCACGACUGAACGUUUGAUGAGCUACGGGACCAGUUCAAAUAGCCUGUCGGCGGGAUUUUCUUACGGGGGCUCUUUUACGCUACAGCACAGUCACGAUCUCAAUGGUGGCAACAGAAAACGGAAGAACCGGAAGCCGUCUUUGCCGGGAGGAGAGGGGGACGGCAUGGGAUUGGGUCUCGGGGCGAUGAUCACUCAGGCCCGGUUGGCGUGGGAGGCCCAGCAGAUGUUACAUCAGCGAGGGGGCGUGUCCUCGGAUCAGGGAGGGAAAGACGGGUAUGAAAGUGACGGGGCGACGCCCCUGCCGCUGCCUGGCCCGGUGGUUCGGGCUUUCAGCGAAGACGAGGCGCUGGCACAGCAGGAAAGCCACUGGAAACGGGCCACUCUGGACAGACUGGCAUUUCCUCAGGCGCUUCUAGAAAAGAGUCUGUCCAUGCAAACCAACCUGGCGUCACCUGAACCGUACCUCCAUCCCUCGCAGUCGGAAGAUCUGGGAGCGUGUUCCCAGUUCGAGGCCAGCCGGAACGCCAGGAACAUGAUGCCCAGCGCGAGCUGUGGCGUCUUCCCCGAGUUCACGCUCCGCAAGCCCUCCUCGGAGACGGACAUCGAGAACUGGGCGUCCAAACACUUCAACAAGCACACCCAGGGGCUGUUCAGGAGGAAAGUGUCCAUUGCCAACAUGCUGGCCUGGAGCAGCGAGCCCAUCAAGAAGCCCAUGAUCGUGACUUCGGACCGAACCGUGAAGCGCGAGGCCGUGGACCUCUUCAAACUGAUCCAGAUCUACAUGGGCGACCGGCGUGGGAAAGGAGACCCUCUGUCGGUGGCUCUGGAGGUGACGGUGCGGGGCUGGAGCUGUCAGGGCCUGAGGGAUGAGCUUUUCAUCCAGCUCUGCAGACAAACCACCGAGAACUUCCGCUACGACAGCCUUCAGAGAGGCUGGGAGCUCAUGGCCAUCUGUCUGGCCUUCUUCCCCCCCACGCCUCGCUUCCACAACUACCUGGAGGGCUACAUCUACAGACACAUGGACCCGCUGAACGACACCAAGGGAGUGGCGAUAAGCAGCUAUGCAAAAUACUGUUACCGUAAACUCCAGAAAGCGGCGCUCACCGGAGCCAAGAAGGGUUUGAACAAGCCGUCGAUCGAGGAGAUCGCUCACGCCCGUAACGCCAUCUUCCGGCUGUCGAUGUUCGGCUCGUCUCUGGAGGAGGUGAUGCUGAUGCAGAAGGACCGCUACCCCGAUCGAGAGCUGCCGUGGGUGCAGACGCGGCUCUCCGAGGAAGUGCUCGGCCUGAACGGAGACCAGACCGAGGGCAUCUUCAGGGUGCCUGGAGACAUUGAUGAAGUAAACGCGCUCAAAUUACAGGUGGACCAAUGGAAGGUGCCGACCGGCCUGGAAGACCCACACAUUCCAGCGUCCCUGUUGAAGCUCUGGUACCGAGAGCUGGAGGAGCCGGUGAUUCCUCACGAGUUUUAUGAGCAGUGUGUGAUGAACUACGACAGUCCUGCGGCCGCGGUCAGCGUCGUCCUCAACCUCCCUCACAUCAACAAACUGGUGCUCUGCUACCUCAUCCGAUUCCUACAGGUUUUUGCUCAAGCCGGCAGUGUGUCCUUGACUAAGAUGGACGUCAGUAACCUGGCGAUGGUCAUGGCCCCAAACUGCCUGCGCUGCCAGUCCGACGACCCGCGCGUCAUCUUCGAGAACACGCGCAAAGAAAUGAGCUUCAUCCGCGUGCUAAUCCAGCACCUCGACACCAGCUUCAUGGAGGGGGUGCUAUAGCACACACACAUUAACAUUCACACCUAACCAUUUACUGCGGGUGAAAAGAACCAUUCGCCCACACAUGAAUCACCCAGCAAGCAACCUAUCGUUUACUCACACACACACACACUCGCAUAAAUAACACACAGUCUCACUCACCUUCCCGAACAGAUCCCGAUGAUUUCUGAAUGUUUCUGAAUAGAUAAACCAUCCGUCCUCACAUGAUAGUGACUGUCCUGCUUUGGUUUCUAGCGUGCAUGUGUGUAUCGAAAGUGUCCGUUUCUGUUUUUUAACUCGACUGACUUGUAGAACGGUCUGUCUGAUUUUAUAUGAUUAAUUUAUUUGUUAUUUAUUCCAAUAAGGGGUUUGUAAGUAUUGUACUGCCUUUUGAAAUAGAAAACAUCUGUCUUUACUGA